Messenger RNA from Anthonomus grandis grandis, 769 nucleotides. It is a transcript of the gene Spase22-23, whose product is annotated as signal peptidase complex subunit 3. NCBI's taxonomy places the organism in Eukaryota, Metazoa, Arthropoda, Insecta, Coleoptera, Curculionidae. The coding region runs from base 105 to 644 and encodes 179 amino acids. Gene Ontology annotation, biological process: protein targeting to ER. The transcript is spliced from 4 exons. Gene Ontology annotation, cellular component: membrane; signal peptidase complex. The record is from RefSeq and is a predicted model, not a curated record.
CAAAAUUCCUAAAUUUGUUGUAGUCCGGUCUGACGUGUCGUUUAUUAUAAUUAAACUUCUAUUCCUCCCCAUAACCCGUAAACUUCGGCAUUUAAAGAAUUAAAAUGCAUUCUGUACUGCAAAGGGCGAAUUUCAUAUUCGCCUACACCCUUAGCGUUUUGGCCGUGUUAACCUUUUGCUGUUUUAUAUCCACAGUGUUCUUAAACUAUACCACUGAUGUGGAUGUAAAAACUGUGAAAGUUUAUGUUAAAAACGUUCCAGACUACAGUGCCUCAAGGGAACGAAACGAUUUAGGUUACUUAAGUUUCGACCUGAGGACUGACUUAACCCAUUUGUUUAACUGGAAUGUUAAACAGCUGUUUUUGUAUCUUACAGCUGAGUAUUCUACACAAAGUAAUGCCCUGAACCAGGUUGUGUUAUGGGACAAAAUUAUAUUGAGAAAGGAAAAUGCCGUGUUAGACUUUAAGAAUAUUAACACCAAAUAUUAUUUCUGGGAUGACGGAAAUGGUUUGAGGAACAACAAAAACAUCACUCUCACCUUAUCCUGGAACAUCAUACCGAACGCGGGAUUAUUACCGAACGUUUUCGGCACAGGAUCGCACUCGUUCAAAUUUCCCGCCGAAUACACCACUGCCAGAAUGUAGUUUAAUUGUUAAUUCAUAAAGUGUAAAACUAUUGGGAAGGGGAAAAGUGUAUUUUUUUGUGUGUGUAUGUUUCGGGACAAUUAUUGUAAUGAAUAAAACACCAACUGGAUUUUCUUUUUUAAAAA